AUGGAGUUACUAGUGUACAGACUUGUCCUGGCCCGCGUUCUCCGCGUUGAAGCCGGCAGCGUGCAGUACAUUGACAAGUGCCCGGGCGCGACGACCCAGUCCGUGCAUAUCCAGACGUGCAAGGGCAAGAAGCUCCCACUCUACGCCUGCACGGCGCGCCAGAACCUCAACGAGCUCUUCGAAUUCAAGGACGUCUACAUCAAGUGCAUGUCCAACGGUCAGUGCCUCGACGGCUUCCGUGACGGUGCCAAACUUGGCUUGCACACGUACGGCCGCAUCAAGCACUCGAUGCACACCAACAAGUGUCUGGACGUCGACCCGACCGACUCGACGCUCGAGGCGGAGAUGUGA
Molecule: messenger RNA, 351 nt
Organism: Saprolegnia parasitica CBS 223.65
Lineage: Eukaryota; Oomycota; Saprolegniomycetes; Saprolegniales; Saprolegniaceae
Exons: 4
Coding region: 1-351 (116 amino acids)
Source: RefSeq, a predicted model, not a curated record